This is a messenger RNA of Triplophysa rosa, 4255 nucleotides long. RefSeq names its product ubiquitin specific peptidase 48 (gene usp48). The record is from RefSeq and is a predicted model, not a curated record. Bases 323 to 3583 code for a protein of 1086 amino acids. Gene Ontology annotation, molecular function: cysteine-type endopeptidase activity; cysteine-type deubiquitinase activity; protein binding. Gene Ontology annotation, biological process: protein deubiquitination. Gene Ontology annotation, cellular component: nucleus; cytosol. NCBI's taxonomy places the organism in Eukaryota, Metazoa, Chordata, Actinopteri, Cypriniformes, Nemacheilidae. The transcript is spliced from 27 exons.
ACGCGUAAGUACGUACGUCUCACUGAAGUUUGAAACUGACGAAGGGACAAAAUAUUUAUUUCAAAGCUGACGCAAGGGCGCUAAAUACAAACGUACCAGAAAUAAAGUGUGAUUUAAAAUUCCUAUAUUUAUAAUAGCGUCUUCACAUUGAAGAAGCGCUUGGUAAAUUCACGCCAGGCUAAUUUAUUUGAUGAAACAAGCCAAGAGCUAGCCGUUAGCAUGCUAACUACGCAGCUUUAGAUGAAAACAUUAAACGUUUUUGGUUACGAAAUAUUUAUAAACCAUUAUAGCUGUGUCGAGCCCGAGGACUUUAUUUUGAGGAAUGGCUCCUCGGUUGCAGCUGGAAAAAGCUGCUUGGCGGUGGGCAGAGACGGUCAGACCAGAGGAUAUCACACAUGAACACAUCGCUUUAGCUUAUAGAAUCGCAUUGCUAGCAUGCAAGAGAGGGACAUGCAGGAGGAACUGUAAAGGGAAUCCUAACUGUCUAGUUGGAAUUGGAGAACAGUCAUGGUUGGGUGAAAUUGAUGAAAAUACUUUCCACAAUAUCGAUGACCCAAACUCAGAAAGGCGGGAUAAGAACACUUUUGUAGGCCUGACGAAUCUUGGUGCCACAUGUUACGUAAACACUUUUCUCCAGGUGUGGUUCCACAAUCUGGAACUCCGUAGAGCUCUUUAUUGCUUUCAGAAUUCCAGAGCGGAAGUGCACAACAUGGAUUCAGCAGAUUAUGAGCCAAGGACGAUAUGUGAACAUCUGCAGUACCUGUUUGCAUUGCUACAGAACAGCAACAGGCGGUAUAUUGACCCAUCAGGACUGGUAAAGGCUCUAGGGCUAGACACUGGUCAACAGCAGGACGCUCAGGAAUUCUCCAAACUCUUCCUCUCACUUUUAGAAGACACCCUUUCGAAGCAGAAAGACCCACAUCUCCAAAAUGUCAUCCAGCAGCAGUUCUGUGGACAGUUUUCCUAUGUUACUGUAUGCAACAAAUGUGGUCGUGAAUCCCCUCUGCCAUCUCGAUUUUAUGAGCUGGAACUGAACAUUCAAGGACACAAAAACCUCACUGAGUGCGUCACAGAGUUUCUGAAGGAGGAAAAGCUGGACGGUGAUAAUCGUUAUUUCUGUGAAAGCUGUCAGAGUAAACAGAACGCUACCCGCCGGAUCAAGCUCCAGAGUCUUCCCCGCACACUCAACUUUCAGCUCAUGCGCUUCGUCUUUGACAGGCAAAGCAGUCACAAAAAGAAGCUGAACACUUUCAUUAGUUUUCCAGAAGUUCUUGACAUGGGGCCGUUUUUGGAAGGGAAAGAUGAGAAGUGCACGUAUGAGCUCAGCGCGGUGUUGAUUCAUCGCGGCGUGAGCGCGUAUUCCGGUCACUACAUCGCUCAUGUAAGAGACGCCCACACCAACGACUGGUACAAAUUCAACGAUGAGGAGAUCGAGAAAAUGGAGGGCAAGAAACUUCAGUUGGGCAUUGAAGAGGACAUUGCUGAGACUGCCAAAUCUCAAACCCGAAAGCCGAAAUGUAGCAAAGGCUAUCACUGCUCGAGGAACGCUUACAUGUUGGUGUACAAACGGCAGGUGGAGGAGGACAACCAACCAGAAACCAGCAUCCUAGUACCAGCUUUUCUCCAGAAGCUGGUUGACCAGGACAACAAGAAGUUUGAGGAGUGGUGCAAUGAGAUGUCAGACAUGCGAAAGCAAAGCGUAGACAAAGGCAAAGCCAAACAUGAGGAGGUGAAGGAGCUCUACGAAUUGUUACCCGCGGAAGACGACCAGUCGUAUGACUUUGUGCCUCUGGAAUGGCUCAAGAAGUGGCUGGAUGAUUCGACAGCCAUCAAGGAAAUUGACAACAGCCAUUUUCUGUGCUCUCAUGGCAAACUGCACCCAGACAAGGUUGGCGAGGCCAAAAGAAUCUCCCCGAAAGCCGCUGAUCUGCUCUUUGGUCGCUACGGAGGAGGUCCCAGACUAGACCGGUCUUCUCUCUGCAGAGACUGUGUUGCUCAGCGAUGCAGGGUCCUCAGACUGAAAAACCAACUGAAUGAAGAUUACAGAGAGGUGACAAAUCUUGCCAAAGCCGCUUUGAAAAGUGAUGAGCCAGGUUUCUGGAUCGGGAAGACCUCUCUGAGGGCCUGGAGGCAGUUGGCUUUGGACCAGCUGGAGGAAGAUGAAGAGGAAACCAAACACAACAACAGCAAAGUUAAUGGAGAGAAGAGCAGCAGCCCGGGGAACAGAGCUGAUGGAUGUAAAGGGAAUAACGAAGAAGGGGACGGUGAAGAGAUGAAGAACUUUAAUGAAGACAUUCUAUGUUAUCACGGUGGUUUGAGUAUACUAGAGAGUGACCGGCGGCUGGUUUCUGCUGAGGUGUGGAAUAAACUGAGAGUGUAUUUCCCUAAGGCCCCGGAGUUUACACAACAACAACACGAGCCAUGUCAGCACUGCACGAGGCUAGAAAAAGAGGGGAAAGAGAACGAGGCUUUGAACAGAAUGAUGGCCAAUGAGCAGAAGACUUCUCUUCUAAACCUCUUCCAGGAAAAAAACCGACCCACGCUGCAGAAAUGGCCACAGGAAACAGAUGUCCUGUAUAUUGUACCCCUUUACUUUGUGGAUGAAUGGAGGAAAUUCAUAAGGAGGCCAGCAAAGGGUAACCCAGUGUCCAGUGUGGGCAACAGCAUUCUGCUUUGCCCUCAUGGUGGAUUCAUGUUCACAUAUGACUCCAUGCUACACGGAGACGCCCAACAUAUAGCUCUUCUCUGGCCCGAUGAAUGGGAGGUGAUCAACAAAAUGUUUCUAGUGGACCACUCCAUCUCUAUACGUAAGAUGCCUGACACAACACAAGACAACAGCGGUGUGUGUUACCAGACUCAACCAGACUUGUGUCGAGAGUGCCGAGAGGGCUUCAUUUUCCAACAGCAGAGAGACAUGCGGGAAUACGCGCAAGCCACUGUUUAUGUUCGAAAAGUCAUUGACAAGACAACUAUGAUUAAAGAGUCGGCCCCGGAGUUCAGUGUUAGUGGCUCGGACGUGGAGGAGGAGCGAGAAGAGCCAAAGAUCGAUGGAGAGAAAGAUCCAGACUUCAGUCAGGUAUUACAAAAGAUCUGUCUGUGUGUUUGGCUACGUUCCUGUCUGCCUGUCUAUGUAUGUAUCUGUCUCCUCACAGCAUCUUUGUCUUUUACGCUCUCUUCAAAUCAGUCUGAGGGCGGAGCCAAACGACAGAAGCUGGACGAAACCGCCUCCGUAUCCACGACCACCACAACUGCUGCUUCCAAGUCGGGCAUCAGGAGAAGCACGAGGCACAGGAAACUGCGAGGGGAGAAGGCCCUCAUCGUUUCAGCCAACCAGACUCUUAAAGAGCUAAAGAUCCAGAUCAUGCAUGCGUUCUCUGUCGCUCCGUUUGACCAAAACCUCUCCAUAGACGGACGCUGUUUGACAGACGACUCGGCAACUUUAGGAAGUCUUGGAGUUAUCCCAGAGAGCAUCAUAUGCCUUAAGGCUGAUGAACCCAUUGCUGAUUAUGCUGCAAUGGAUGAUGUGUAUCAAGUCUGUAUGCCCGAGGAAGGUUUUAAAGGCACUGGGCUUUUAGGACACUGAGGGAAGUUCUGAGUAUGGAACAAUGUUAAGCAAGGAUAAAGCUUGAAUUAGUCAGAUGUUCAUCAUUGGGAUAAUGUCUUUUUUUUUGUUGUUGUUGUUUUUUUGUUAUUGAAUGUUGAACUUUAAAGUGUUUUUUCUUUCAAACAUCAUGCUGGUUUUUAAUAUUGAAAGAUGUUCUGCGAGAUUUUGUGGUUGUGCUUGCCAUGACUGUGAAAAAAUACGGGUCGAGAUGUUCUCAAAGGACGUUCCAAAAAUCGGAAUUCCUCCUUGUUUGUUGCAAUGUCAUGUUCACAGAUUUUGGUCGGAUCAUAUAGUGUGUGUUAAAAAAUAAAUCUCUGUAAAUUAUAAAUUGAAAUAAGUUUUUUGUUGAAAAUAAUCUUGUGAUGGCACUGCAAUAGAGCUCUUACAUAUUUAAAAAUGCAUGAGCAACUAAAAUAUUAAAAAAUAUAUAGUCUUUGUUUGGUUUAUGUAAAUAAUCUCACCAAAACACAGCAGUGAUGAGAAGCCUGAAGAGAUGACAAUACAUAUGUUACGUUUCCAGAAGUGGAAAAUAUAACAACAUUGCUAAAUAGUUUAGACAUGUUCUGCUACUUGAAAUAUUAAGCAGACAUUUGUGUGAACUUUUCUGUAUGUUCUUUCAUAUGGGCAAUAAAUAUUCUUUUUACAUCUUCA